Messenger RNA from Aedes albopictus (Asian tiger mosquito), 3440 nucleotides. It is a transcript of the gene da, whose product is annotated as protein daughterless. NCBI's taxonomy places the organism in Eukaryota, Metazoa, Arthropoda, Insecta, Diptera, Culicidae. Gene Ontology annotation, molecular function: protein dimerization activity; DNA-binding transcription factor activity, RNA polymerase II-specific; RNA polymerase II cis-regulatory region sequence-specific DNA binding. The record is from RefSeq and is a predicted model, not a curated record. Gene Ontology annotation, biological process: regulation of transcription by RNA polymerase II. The coding region runs from base 833 to 2773 and encodes 646 amino acids. The transcript is spliced from 13 exons. Gene Ontology annotation, cellular component: chromatin; transcription regulator complex.
UUCCACAAAUAAUAUUAUUUUCAUGCCACCCCAGCACACCAGACGUGUAAUGCCACCUUACCAUUUGCGCAAGAAAAUUAUAAGCUCCAAAUUCCGCCCUCAAGCCAAGCGCUAUUCGCGAGAGCGAGAGAGUACAAUCUCCGAAAGCUGAGACAGAGAGCUCUGCUGGGUGCACCUUCUCGUCGUGGUGUCGAUCGGUUCUCGCUGCCCGGAGAGAACACCCGGAGUUCAGUUAUCGCUUCGCUCGCGCACCGUGCUGAUGUGUUCCCACGUUAGCUCCCGUGUCGUCGUCGUGCUGCUGCUCGUGGAUAAUCAUCAUUGUUGCCCUUUUUCCUUUCUUCUUCGGUAGUACCGUACAGUAGUGUAGAGGGCCUUCGGGUUCCGUUGUGUUGAAUGGUGUGUUGUACACCACCAGACUCUCCUCUCAUUCAUUGUGCGCGUGUGUUUGAGUGUUCGUUGUUCCAUUGAGAAGCAGUAGCAGCAGCAGUGAAAGAAUCAGCGCGAUUUACGCACACCCACAAAGCCAAAACAAUCCCUUGUGCGCGCUGCUGUGCCGUGUGGGGGUAGGCAAAACGAUUGUAUUUGCGUGCGUAUAAUCUGCUACAAGUUAUUCCACAAAGACACACCGUGACUACUCUGUUUGUGGAUAGAUUUAGCUGAAGCGGGUGAGUCGACCAGCUCUGCUGCCAAGAUUAUGUACUAGUGUGUGUGUGACGGUGUUUAUACUCGUCGUGUCCCCAGAGAAGAGUGUGAUCGGAGAAGAACAUCAUCAUCAUCAUCGCCAUAAUCAUCACACAAGUAACGAACGGGGAGUUAGCAGAGAGAUAUCAAGAUGGCUACUAGUGAUGAUGAACAUUACCAUCUCUACGAAGUGUUUCAAAAUUGUUUCAACAAAAUCGCAAACAAGCAGCCUGAAAAAGCAGGCUAUCAGUCUCCAUAUGGCGGCAUGGACAAUGGCGUGUACACGCCGGAGGAAUAUACUCACGAGAGCCCGGUUUCGGGUGGGCAGCGAUACACGUCACCCAAGGCGGGCGGCGGUCUGUACCAACCGGAUGCGUACUAUGACGCGCCCGGUGGUUCCUGGUAUCCCUCAUCGUCCGGCGGUGCGUACGCGCCCCACUCGGCAGGUUCCGCAUAUCACAACGUGGGUCACGGCGGCGCGCACCUCGGUGGACCCCAGCACAGCCAUGAACAGUACGCAAUGUCGCCGGUCGGCGUUCCGCACAUGGAUGGACAUCUAAACCAAAAUCAAACACAAGCACUUCCACCGAUGAGCUCGUUCCGGGGUAACACCGCCCAGAUACCGCCCAUCGGACCCCAGGGACAGAACUCACCCGCAAUCUACAACGCAAUCGCCGGACAUCACAAUCAGCAUGCACAGCAUAGUCCAAUUGUACAAAAUGACACCCUCGUCGGCAAUGCACUGAAAACGAUGUACCCCACUGAUCAGAGUAUUAGCAGUUACGGGUCAAACCCGACGACACCAGUGAACUCACCUCCUCCACUAACAUCACAGCAGCAAGCGGCAGCAGCCGCCGCCGCAGCCGCAGCCCUCGCCCAACAGCAGCAGUCCGCGGCCGCGAGUAUACACGGUGGCCCCGGUGGGGGUGCGACGGCCGGUUCGUCCAGCGGCGGUGCAGGUUCCUCAGCCACGACGUCCUCCGCGGCAGCUGCGGCGGCGGCAGCGGCAGCAGCAGCGGCUGCAGCGGCUGCAGCCGGUGGACCCUGGCAACAAAUCAACCCUGUGAUCAACAACGGCGCCGGACCGGCUGGAGCGGCAGGAUCCGCGGCUGCCGCGGUGGUAGCGGCCGCAGCGCUCAAUGGUCUACCCAACGGUUCCUACGCCCCCGAACUAGUACACCGAGGCCUGCAGCACAUGGCUAACUCGCCAGAGAUCCAACCGCUGGACGAUGCGAUCGUGUCGCUGCUCCGGGAACACUCGGAGAAUGGAACGGGCACCCGCAUGGAGGAACGCUUGGACGACGCCAUCAACAUCCUGCGGAAUCACUGCGAACCGCAGGUCGGCGUGUCGCUCUCUUCGAUCGAUGCCGGUUCCCCGUACGGUCCGGCCGGGGCGUCGAUCAUUCCACCGGGCACCUCGGGUUCCUCUUCAUCACAGCUGCAUGGCGUUGGCGGCGGCGGCCAAGACUCGACCAGUGAUCUACCAGUGAGUGCGGCGGCGGCGGCAGCAGCCGUAGCGGCCGGCCUAGUACCAGUGAAAACCGAAAGAUUACCCAGCACGCCGGUUGCGGCCAACAGCAAGAAACGCAAAGAACCGCCAGAUUCAGAUACCAAACCGAGCAGUUCCGUACCCGGUUCCACCAAGGGCGCCAAGCGGCAGCGUAAAUAUAAAAAUUCACGUAGUUGUUCUAGUGCUGACGAUGACGAUGAUGACGACGAUAUCGAUCCGCUGACGAAGGAUCGAAAGGAGAAGGAACGGAGACAGGCCAACAAUGCCCGCGAAAGAAUACGUAUCCGGGAUAUCAACGAAGCACUGAAGGAACUUGGCCGGAUGUGCAUGUCGCACCUCAAGUCAGACAAACCACAAACCAAACUCGGCAUCCUGAACAUGGCUGUGGAGGUGAUCAUGACGCUCGAACAGCAAGUGCGAGAACGCAACCUGAAUCCAAAAGCCGCCUGCCUAAAGCGGCGAGAGGAGGAAAAAGCCGAAGACGGCCCCAAACUGCCCCCUCACAUACUACACCAAACACCGUACCCCUCACUACCCGGCCCGCCGCCAAAUCUUCCGCACAAUCCCGGGCCGCCCCAAUAGCAUACUAACUUUAGUAACUUAAUUCGAAGAUAACACUGCAAGCAGCAUACAUGUACAUAUAGUAGAACAGCAGUGGCAGCAGCAACAGCUGCCGCUGCAACAGCUACUUCAGUAGUAGAAGAAGCAACAGUUGCCGCAGCCGAAGCAACAGCAGAAGCAGCAGCAGCAGCGGUAACAAAAUCAACCGUAGUAGGCGAAUCGUGUGAGUGCUGCGUGAUGGGUGCCGCCGAUUGGUGGAUGUGGUUGUGAGAUGUGUGUGAGUGUGCGAUGAGAAGGUUUGUGAACGAAAAAGUAAACUUGCGCUAUCCUUUUUCCAAGUAGCUGUCUGUGAAUGUCAAAACACAACAAUCUGUAGAAGAUUUUGAAGGAGAGGUUGAGGAGAGUAUGGCAAAGAAACUAGACAAACGAAUGAAACAAUGAAAACUGAGUCAAGGCUUGAACAAACAGUCCAAAACAGAUUCUCUCCCUGUUCUCUCUCAGCAACUGUAGCGUCUGUAGUCCGCGCUAGGUGUAUUGAGCGUUUAGAGCAAAGAUAUUUAUUUUGAACGAAGGCAUGGAAUUGUAACAUCACAUCGAUCAGACUGGUUUUACACUCGUAGGGAAACACAAAGUUUUUGGCAGGUGAGCAAAUUGGACAACUGGGGGUUGAUCGGUGUCGUUUUUAUGG